GUCAGUGUGAUUUCGAGCCCUCCUCAAAACACUGGGAGAGAGCGGACUCUGGUACAUGUCAAAAUUCGGAGAUAUAGCGGAGAGAAAUAGAGGAAAUGAGUCUGUCUCUGGUCGCCUCUCCUGCUUUGGCGAGUCUAAUUGCAUAGCACCGCUGGAGGAUAACACAACAAGGUGAGAUGAGGGACCGACUGUGUGAACUGCAGACCUUCACCACCAAGCCUGGUGAGGAGGAGCACAGGCCCGAGGAGAACCACAACCACACCACUGAGGAUGACGAGCAUCUGGAGCAACACGCCGUCGUGUUCGAGGGAGAAGACAUGAUGGACGGCAUCUACAGGGAGGCACAGGUGAUGAGGAAGGAGAUGCUGUUGCUGAAAAUGGACGUGAAGCGUCUUGGAAAGCAGAACACGAGGUUCCUCACAUCUGUCAGGAGGAUAAGCAGCAUCAAACGGGACUCCAACGCUCUGGGGAGGGACAUCAAGGCGAGAGGGGAGGCCAUUUAUGCACGGCUGGAGAAGAUGGGGAAGCUGAGCAAGGACCUUGAGGAGGAGCAUGGGCCUACCUCAGCUGUAGCUCGCAUGGUGCGUUCACAGUAUGUGUCUCUGACCAGCGACUUCCACAAUGCCAUAUCUGAAUACAAUGAGGCUGAGAUGCUCCAGAGGGAGAACUGCAAGACCCGCAUCCAGAGGCAAGCAGAGAUCAUGGGGAAGGAGGUGACCAGGGAGCAGAUAGACGAGAUGAUCGAGACAGGCAAGUGGAACGUCUUCUCUGACAAUAUACUUCUGGAGGGAAAGACUGCCAGAUCUGCUCUCAACGAGAUCGAGAACCGGCACAAGGAGCUCCUGGAGCUGGAGAGCCGCAUCAGAGACAUUCAAGAGCUUUUCUUCCAGAUGGCCAUGCUGGUGGAGGAGCAGGGCUGCAUGCUGGAUAACAUAGAAGCAAAUGUCAGUUCAACUCAGGACUAUGUUGUCAAGGCUGCAACUCAGAUCAAGAAAGCUGUGAAAUACAAGAAAAACAAUCCAUGCAAGAAACUCUUUUGUUGUUGCUUCCCUUGCUGCAAAUGAGGCCGCAUUAGUGUUAUUAUUUUUUUAAAUAUAUAUUUUAGAUUCAUAUUGGCUUCCCGUGCAAAGAUGCCUGCAAUGUUUUUCCUCUGGCGUGUGUAUUUAUUUAGCUUUAAAGAAGAAAUGGCUCCAUUUUAAAGCAGCAGCAGUGUCCAAAUGUCACACUCUACCAUUAUUUUCUUUACUGAGCCGGUCUGAGAACAAAGUCUACAGCAGUUUCAAACCACACGUUCAUAUGCAAAUGUGUACAGUGCGAUAUGGACAUUGUGUUUCCUGAUUGUUACUGAGAACAGCUUUAGCCUCAUUACUGUAAGGACAUCUACGCUAUUUUUUUAAUGCAUAACUCCCAGCCUUCUUGCCCUUUAACUUUCACCUGUGUACAUUGUUAUAUGAGAUAUUUAAGUGAUGUAAAGUAUGAUUUACUUGUAAAUAAAUGCCAUAGAGUGGCUAGUUCUGA
Toxotes jaculatrix (banded archerfish) is the source of this 1518-nucleotide messenger RNA. It is a transcript of the gene stx11a, whose product is annotated as syntaxin 11a. Gene Ontology annotation, molecular function: SNAP receptor activity; SNARE binding. The transcript has 2 exons. Gene Ontology annotation, biological process: intracellular protein transport; exocytosis; synaptic vesicle fusion to presynaptic active zone membrane. The record is from RefSeq and is a predicted model, not a curated record. NCBI's taxonomy places the organism in Eukaryota, Metazoa, Chordata, Actinopteri, Toxotidae. The coding region runs from base 177 to 1064 and encodes 295 amino acids. Gene Ontology annotation, cellular component: presynaptic active zone membrane; plasma membrane; SNARE complex.